Messenger RNA from Nomascus leucogenys (northern white-cheeked gibbon), 6367 nucleotides. The record is from RefSeq and is a predicted model, not a curated record. NCBI's taxonomy places the organism in Eukaryota, Metazoa, Chordata, Mammalia, Primates, Hylobatidae.
GCUGGAGCGGAGCCCGGGUGGCCGAGGGAGGGGACCCCGCGAGAGGGCCGCGCGCCGGCCGCCGCCGCCCCGGCGCCCAGGCUCGGUGCCGGAGAGUCAUGCCCGUGAGCCCUGGGCCCCUCUUGAUGUCCUGUGAGGCCACGGUGUUCCCAAACCUCAGGGUUGCCCUGCCCCACUCCAGAGGCUCUCAGGCCCCACCCCGGAGCCCUCUGUGUGGAGCUGCCUCCUCCUGGCCAGUUCCCCUGUAGUCCUGAAGGGAGACCUGCUGUGCGGAACCUCUUCUGGGACCCAGCCAUGAGUGUGGAGCUGAGCAACUGAACUUGAAACUCUUCCACUGUGAGUCAAGGAGGCUUUUCCGCACAUGAAGGACGCUGAGUGGGAAGGACUCCUGUCUGCCUGCAGUUGUAGCGAGUGGACCAGCACCAGGGGCUCUCUAGACUGCCCCUCCUCCAUUGCCUUCCCUGCCUCUCCAGGACAGAGUAGCCCCAUCUGCACACCUCGCCCUCUUUACACUCAGUUUUCAGAGCACGUUUCUCCUAUUUCCUGGGUGUUGCAGCGCCUACCUGAACUUAUUCAGACUACCUACUUCUCUAGCAGCACUGGGCGUCCGUUCCAGCAAGACGAUGGCUGUGCUCAGGCAGCUGGCGCUCCUCCUCUGGAAGAACUACACCCUGCAGAAGCGGAAAGUCCUGGUGACAAUCCUGGAACUCUUCCUGCCAUUGCUGUUUUCUGGGAUCCUGAUCUGGCUUCGCUUGAAGAUUCAGUCGGAAAAUGUGCCCAACGCCACCAUCUACCCGGGCCAGUCCAUCCAGGAACUGCCUCUGUUCUUCACCUUCCCUCCGCCAGGAGACACCUGGGAGCUCGCCUACAUCCCUUCUCACAGUGACGCUGCCAAGACCGUCACCGAGACAGUGCACAGGGCACUUGUGAUCAACAUGCGAGUGCGCGGCUUUCCCUCCGAGAAGGACUUUGAGGAGUACAUUAGGUAUGACAACCGCUCGUCCAGCGUGCUGGCCGCCGUGGUUUUCGAGCACCCCUUCAACCACAGCAAGGAACCCCUGCCGCUGGCGGUGAAAUAUCACCUACGGCUCAGUUACACACGGAGAAAUUACAUGUGGACCCAAACAGGCUCCUUUUUCCUGAAGGAGACAGAAGGCUGGCACACUACUUCCCUUUUCCCGCUUUUCCCAAACCCAGGACCAAGGGAACCUACAUCCCCUGAUGGUGGAGAACCUGGGUACAUCCGGGAAGGCUUCCUGGCCGUGCAGCAUGCUGUGGACCGGGCCAUCAUGCAGUACCAUGCCGAUGCUGCCACACGCCAGCUGUUCCAGAGACUGACGGUGACCAUCAAGAGGUUCCCGUACCCGCCGUUCAUCGCAGACCCCUUCCUCGUGGCCAUCCAGUACCAGCUGCCCCUGCUGCUGCUGCUCAGCUUCACCUACACCGCGCUCACCAUUGCCCGUGCUGUCGUGCAGGAGAAAGAAAGGAGGCUGAAGGAGUAUAUGCGCAUGAUGGGGCUCAGCAGCUGGCUGCACUGGAGUGCCUGGUUCCUCUUGUUCUUCCUCUUCCUCCUCAUCGCCGCCUCCUUCAUGACCCUGCUCUUCUGUGUCAAGGUGAAGCCGGAUGUAGCCGUGCUGUCCCGCAGCGACCCCUCCCUGGUGCUGGCCUUCCUGCUGUGCUUUGCCAUCUCUACCAUCUCCUUCAGCUUCAUGGUCAGCACCUUCUUCAGCAAAGCCAACAUGGCAGCAGCCUUCGGCGGCUUCCUCUACUUCUUCACCUACAUCCCCUACUUCUUCGUGGCCCCUCGGUACAACUGGAUGACUCUGAGCCAGAAGCUCUGCUCCUCUUCCCUGGUGCUCUGCCCACACCACUGGGUCGACUGCAUCCCUGUAGGCACCAGGCUGUCCUCGAGGGCAGUGUGUGAGCCCUCCUAUUGGUGUGGGAAGCCAAGGGCGGUUGCAGGGAAGGAGGAAGAAGACAGUGACCCCGAGAAAGCGCUCAGAAACGAGUACUUUGAAGCCGAGCCAGAGGACCUGGUGGCGGGGAUCAAGAUCAAGCACCUGUCCAAGGUGUUCAGGGUGGGGAAUAAGGACAGGGCGGCCGUCAGAGACCUGAACCUGAAUCUGUACGAGGGGCAGAUCACCGUCCUGCUGGGCCACAAUGGCGCCGGGAAGACCACCACCCUUUCUAUGCUCACAGGUCUCUUUCCCCCCACCAGCGGACGGGCAUAUAUCAGCGGGUAUGAAAUUUCCCAGGACAUGUUUCAGAUCCGGAAGGGCCUGGGCCUGUGCCCGCAGCACGACAUCCUGUUUGACAACUUGACAGUCGCAGAGCACCUUUAUUUCUAUGCCCAGCUGAAGGGCCUGUCACGCCAGAAGUGCCCUGAAGAAGUCAAGCAGAUGCUGCACAUCAUCGGCCUGGAGGACAAGUGGAACUCACGGAGCCGCUUCCUGAGCGGGGGCAUGAGGCGCAAGCUCUCCAUCGGCAUCGCCCUCAUCGCAGGCUCCAAGGUGCUGAUACUGGACGAGCCCACCUCGGGCAUGGACGCCAUCUCCAGGAGGGCCAUCUGGGACCUUCUUCAGCGGCAGAAAAGUGACCGCACCAUCGUGCUGACCACCCACUUCAUGGACGAGGCUGACCUGCUGGGAGACCGCAUCGCCAUCAUGGCCAAGGGGGAGCUGCAGUGCUGCGGGUCCUCGCUGUUCCUCAAGCAGAAAUAUGGUGCCGGCUAUCACAUGACGCUGGUGAAGGAGCCGCACUGCAACCCGGAAGACAUCUCCCAGCUGGUCCACCACCACGUGCCCAACGCCACGCUGGAGAGCAGCGCUGGGGCCGAGCUGUCUUUCAUCCUUCCCAGAGAGAGCACGCACAGGUUUGAAGGUCUCUUUGCUAAACUGGAGAAGAAGCAGAAAGAGCUGGGCAUUGCCAGCUUUGGGGCAUCCAUCACCACCAUGGAGGAAGUCUUCCUUCGGGUUGGCAAGCUGGUGGACAGCAGCAUGGACAUCCAGGCCAUCCAGCUCCCUGCCCUGCAGUACCAGCACGAGAGGCGCGCCAGCGACUGGGCUGUGGACAGCAACCUCUGUGGGGCCAUGGACCCCUCCGACGGCAUUGGAGCCCUCAUUGAGGAGGAGCGCACCGCUGUCAAGCUCAACACUGGGCUCGCCCUGCACUGCCAGCAGUUCUGGGCCAUGUUCCUGAAGAAGGCCGCAUACAGCUGGCGCGAGUGGAAAAUGGUGGCGGCACAGGUCCUGGUGCCUCUGACCUGCGUCACCCUGGCCCUCCUGGCCAUCAACUACUCCUCGGAGCUCUUCGACGACCCCAUGCUGAGGCUGACCUUGGGCGAGUACGGCAGAACCGUCGUGCCCUUCUCAGUUCCCGGGACCUCCCAGCUGGGUCAGCAGCUGUCAGAGCAUCUGAAAGACGCACUGCAGGCCGAGGGACAGGAGCCCCGCGAGGUGCUCGGUGACCUGGAGGAGUUCUUGAUCUUCAGGGCCUCUGUGGAGGGGGGCGGCUUUAAUGAGCGGUGCCUUGUGGCAGCGUCCUUCAGAGAUGUGGGAGAGCGCACGGUUGUCACCGCCUUGUUCAACAACCAGGCGUACCACUCUCCAGCCACUGCCCUGGCCGUCGUGGACAACCUUCUGUUCAAGCUGCUGUGCGGGCCUCACGCCUCCAUUGUGGUCUCCAACUUCCCCCAGCCCCGGAGUGCCCUGCAGGCUGCCAAGGACCAGUUUAACGAGGGCCGGAAGGGAUUCAACAUUGCCCUCAACCUGCUCUUCGCCAUGGCAUUCUUGGCCAGCACGUUCUCCAUCCUGGCGGUCAGCGAGAGGGCCGUGCAGGCCAAGCACGUGCAGUUUGUGAGCGGAGUCCACGUGGCCACUUUCUGGCUCUCUGCUCUGCUGUGGGACCUCAUCUCCUUCCUCAUCCCUAGUCUGCUGCUGCUGGUGGUGUUCAAGGCCUUCGACGUGCGUGCCUUCACGCGGGACGGCCACGUGGCCGACACCCUGCUGCUGCUCCUGCUCUACGGCUGGGCCAUCAUCCCCCUCAUGUACCUGAUGAACUUCUUCUUCUCGGGAGCGGCCACCGCCUACACAAGGCUGACCAUCUUCAACAUCCUGUCAGGCAUCGCCACCUUCCUGAUGGUCACCAUCAUGCGCAUCCCAGCUGUAAAACUGGAAGAACUUUCCAAAACCCUGGAUCGCGUGUUCCUGGUGCUGCCCAACCACUGUCUGGGGAUGGCAGUCAGCAGUUUCUACGAGAACUACGAGACGCGGAGGUACUGCACCUCCUCUGAGGUCGCCGCCCACUACUGCAAGAAAUAUAACAUCCAGUACCAGGAGAACUUCUAUGCCUGGAGCGCCCCGGGGGUCGGCCGGUUCGUGGCCUCCAUGGCCGCCUCAGGGGGUGCCUACCUCAUCCUGCUCUUCCUCAUCGAGACCAACCUGCUUCAGAGACUCAGGGGCCUCCUCUGCGCCCUCCGGAGGAGGCGGACACUGACAGAAUUAUACACCCGGAUGCCUGUGCUUCCUGAGGACCAAGAUGUGGCGGAUGAGAGGACCCGCAUCCUGGCCCCCAGCCCAGACUCCCUGCUCCACACACCUCUGAUUAUCAAGGAGCUCUCCAAGGUGUACGAGCAGCGGGUGCCCCUCCUGGCCGUGGACAGGAUCUCCCUCGCGGUGCAGAAAGGGGAGUGCUUCGGCCUGCUGGGCUUCAAUGGAGCUGGGAAGACCACGACUUUCAAAAUGCUGACCGGGGAGGAGAGCCUCACUUCUGGGGAUGCCUUUGUCGGGGGUCACAGAAUCAGCUCUGAUGUCGGAAAGGUGCGGCAGCGGAUUGGCUACUGCCCACAGUUUGAUGCCUUGCUGGACCACAUGACAGGCCGGGAGAUGCUGGUCAUGUAUGCUCGGCUCCGGGGCAUCCCUGAGCGCCACAUUGGGGCCUGCGUGGAGAACACUCUGCGGGGCCUGCUUCUGGAGCCACACGCCAACAAGCUGGUCAGGACGUACAGUGGUGGUAACAAGCGGAAGCUGAGCACCGGCAUCGCCCUGAUCGGAGAGCCUGCUGUCAUCUUCCUGGACGAGCCGUCCACUGGCAUGGACCCCGUGGCCCGGCGCCUGCUUUGGGACACCGUGGCACGAGCCCGAGAGUCUGGCAAGGCCAUCGUCAUCACCUCCCACAGCAUGGAGGAGUGUGAGGCCCUGUGCACCCGGCUGGCCAUCAUGGUGCAGGGGCAGUUCAAGUGCCUGGGCAGCCCCCAGCACCUCAAGAGCAAGUUCGGCAGCGGCUACUCCCUGCGGGCCAAGGUGCAGAGCGAAGGGCAGCAGGAGGCGCUGGAGGAGUUCAAGGCCUUCGUGGACCUGACCUUUCCAGGCAGCGUCCUGGAAGAUGAGCACCAAGGCAUGGUCCAUUACCACCUGCCGGGCCGCGACCUCAGCUGGGCAAAGGUUUUCGGUAUUCUGGAGAAAGCCAAGGAAAAGUACGGCGUGGACGACUACUCCGUGAGCCAGAUCUCGCUGGAACAGGUCUUCCUGAGCUUCGCCCACCUGCAGCCGCCCACCGCAGAGGAGGGGCGAUGAGGGCUGUGGCUGUCUCGCCACCAGGCAGGGACGGGAUGGGCAAGCAGGGCCCAGCUUACAUCCUCUUUUUCCAAGUUUAUCUCAUCCUUUAUUUUUAAUCACUUUUUUCUAUGAUGGAUAUGAAAAAUUCAAGGCAGUAUGCACAGAACGGACAAGUGCAGCCCAGCCCUCAUGCCCAGGAUCAGCAUGCGCGUCUCCACGUCUGCACACUCUGGAGUUCACUUUCCCAGAGCUGGAGCAGGCUGGGCAGUCUGCGGGCAAGCCCCGGGGACUCUGGGUGGAGAACUGACCCAGGAAGGGCUGCAGCUGAGCUGGGGGGUUGAAUUUCUCCAGGCACUCCCUGGAGAGAGGACCCAGUGAUUUGUCCACGUUUACACAUGACACUAAUCUCCCCUGGGGAGGAAGCCGGAAGCCAGCCAGGUUGAACUGCAGCGAGGCCCCCAGGCCACCAGGAAUGGACCAUGCAGAUCACUGUCGGUGGAGGGAAGCUGCUGACUGUGAUUAGGUGCUGGGGUCUUAGCGUGCAGCGCAGCCCGGGGACCUCCUGGAGGCUCUGCUCCUUAGGGCAUGGUAGCCACCGCGGAGCCGGGCACCGUCCCACAGCAUCUCCUAGAAGCAGCCGGCACAGGAGGGAAGGUGGCCAGGCUCGAAGCAGUCUCUGUUCCCAGCACUGCACCUUCAGGAAGUCGCCUGUCCCAGGACACGCAGCGACUAUCCCAAGGGCUGGGUGGCUGUCUCGAGGACACACUGAAUACGUUGUGACCAUUCAAAAAAUAAAUGCUGAGGGGACACAG